CUUUCCCGUGCCUUUUUUUUUUCUCUUUUUUAUAUACUUUUUGGUUCUACUUAUGAAAAAGCUUUUUGGUAGCAAGAAAAAGAAAAAGACCAAGGCAGCGUCGUUUAUUAGUGCUGACUCUGAUUAUCAAGUCAAUGAUAUUGUCCCAAGGAAGCUGAAAAUAUCACAAUCGACAGGUCAACCACGAAAACUUGCGUUGAAUGAUGUAACCAAUAACGACAAUAACAACAAUAAAGUUUUAGUGAAAACAACAAUACAAACUCAACCUGCUGUGGCCAAAAGAGUUAAUCGACCCACAAGUUCUCCACCAGCUUUGGUUAUGCCGCGACCUCGUUAUGCCGAACCUCCUACUCGAGCUGUCCUUCGAAGCUACGAUCAUGAAAAAACACAACUGGAUCCUGAUCUACUUUGUCUUUCCACUGAAAAUGAUCAACCUGAUAUAUCUGACGAAGAAGAUGAAUUGUUUACAACUGUGGCUGUUCCUUCACAACGACGACAAGGUCAAAGAAUGUUCCCUACUGCAACCAGUUCUGCUCCCGUUCCAACAAAACCACGCAAGACGUCCCCCGUCACCACUCAACAUGAUACUCGACCUUCCAAUAGGAGCCAAAAAUCAGUCGAUGGAGCUAUGGAAGUGAUUAUUGCGAAAAAACAUGAAUCCAUGAAUUCUAUUACUGGAAGUGAUGAUUCGAAUAGAGUGUAUGAAUCUGCUCUUGAAUCACCCAUGGCAUCAACAUCAACUAUUUUGGAAAACAACGGUAUCAGUAAUGGACUUCGACAACAACAACAAAUACAACGUCAUUCUUCACCUGAAAACAUCAACAAAACACUUAUUCCUACUUUAUUACCACAAACUGCAUCCGAUUCAUCAGAAACUGUGACACCAGCUGGAUCCACUAGUCAACACCAGCGCAACCUUGGUCCUGAAGUUAUCGUCAACUCUGUGAGUAGUUUUGAUGUCUCCAAGUCAACACCAUCCAAUGUUAUUAUUCCUCUCUCUGAUUCGGUUACAACAACUACUCAACACCAUUCAUCCAUUUCUCCACAAAAUAUGUAUGACACUGAUUCAAUGACACAAGAAAUUCUACAAAGCGAUGAUUUAGAAUUACUUCAACAACAAGUCAAACUGAUUCAACAACAAAGGGAAAUGGAUCGUGCGGAAUAUGAACGUUUGGAACAAAUACACAAGGAACGAACUAAAUGGAUGAAGGCUGAAAUUGAUCGUACACAAACUAGACUAUUACAAUUAACCGCUGCCAAACGGGAUUACGGAACUUCUUACAAUAAUCAUGAUGCCAACGCAUCAUCUCAAGAAGCACACCAUCUACCUUCAAUAGAUCAGCAACAUGCAACUGAACAGCAACCGACAAGUGCUCACGUUGAUUUAUCAUCUGGUGUCGAAGAACAACAGGAUAUAACAGAUCCACUUUACCACCAACAGCAACAGCAACAGCAACAGCAACAACAGGAACGACAUCCAUCUUCAUGCAACAGUACUCCAUCAAAACUGCAAAGAUCAAAGUCUGGUAAUGACAAUUUAUCUCGUCUAUCUCGUUCAUCAUCGAAAAACUCUACUGGUGAUAGCAUGCAUUCACAACGUUCAAGAGGGAUCAUGGAUGAAAGACAACAACAAUCUAAACAACAAGCGUAUCAGCAACCGUCGACUAUGCAUGCUUCAGAUACUACAACAAUGGAUUACUUGCCUACCGAACAAUCUGGUUACAUGAAUGGAAGAAAAAGUUCAGCUAGUUUAUCACGACAAAGUAGUGGUCGUCGAUCCCAGCAAUCUCAAAAACAACAACAACAACAACAACAACAGGAUUCAUCUCAAAUGCAAGGAAAAUCAAAUACAUCACGAUCUAGACCUCGCCUACAACGUCCCCGAUCGAAAUCGACAGAAUCAAGACCUCCUCAUCUCAUGGAACCAGAAGCUGAUUACUACACGGAAUAUUAUGAUGAUCGGCCGGCUCCACCACGACCUAGAUCAAGCAAUCGUCCAAGACAUCGUAGUCAUUCUGUUGAACGCUCAUAUCCUUCUUACUAUGAUUCUCCUUAUUAUUAUUAUGAUGACCAUAUGAUGGGCAAUGAAGAUGAAGACAAUGAUGAAGUCAAUGAUGAAGAUGAAGAUGAUGAAGAAGGCGAUGCUUUCGAUGAUGACUAUAUGGCUACGAAUUAUAGAUAUCCUCCACCAUUCCGAUAUGACAGUUUCCCUCCUCGACCUCGAAGAAUCCGUCGCCAGCCUAUGUCUCAUUCACCCUACAUACAGCCCAUGCCUUUUGCUCCUACUUAUCCUCCACCUAUGCGAUACAAUAACCAUCCUCCUCCUCAUCAUCAUCGAUCACGACCUUCUCGUAGGGAACAAGGUACUUUUUAUGGAUUUGACAACCCAGCUCCUUCUUAUUAUCCACCCAUGCCACCUCCCUCUCUUCGACGACGACAACAACAACAAGUCCACCCUGGCUUAUUACCCAUGGAUGACUGGCAAUCCACUUCUCUUCCAUCUUCUUUUAGUCGAUACCCUCCAUCGAUACCUCCUUUUAUUCGAAUGGAAGAUCCAUCAAGAAGACCUGGAACCUCUUAUUGGCGUGCUCGUCCUCCUUCUGAAUAUGCCAUGUAGUUUAUAUUAUUAUUAUUUAGUUUAUAUGAUACUUCAUAACAAAGAAAAGAAAAAUUGAAAUAAACUUGAUCACUCUAUCUUCUUUUUUUUU
Halteromyces radiatus is the source of this 2708-nucleotide messenger RNA. RefSeq lists its product as uncharacterized. Bases 53 to 2617 code for a protein of 854 amino acids. The transcript has 2 exons. The record is from RefSeq and is a predicted model, not a curated record. NCBI's taxonomy places the organism in Eukaryota, Fungi, Mucoromycota, Mucoromycetes, Mucorales, Cunninghamellaceae.